Molecule: messenger RNA, 657 nt
Organism: Trematomus bernacchii (emerald rockcod)
Lineage: Eukaryota; Metazoa; Chordata; Actinopteri; Perciformes; Nototheniidae
Gene: pianp
Product: PILR alpha associated neural protein
Exons: 4
Coding region: 22-657 (211 amino acids)
Biological process (GO): regulation of immune response
Cellular component (GO): membrane
Source: RefSeq, a predicted model, not a curated record
CUCAGUGAACAGAGCGAAGCGAUGGAGAGAUGCUCCAUCUCUCCUGUCGCUCGACUGACUGCCCUCCUCCUGGUUGCUCUGGUGACACAGCCCUCCACCUGUAACCGUGACGACAGCGAGGGCAAGGAGGAGCAGCAGCUGGACGCCCUGUCGGUCCAGCUGUCCGUCACGGCCCAGGUCACGCCUACCCCUCUGUGGGCGGUGGUCUGGGGUCCCACUCAGCCUCUGGAGGACGAGACCUACCACUUCCUCUCCAGCCAGGAAACGGAAGCCCUGCAUGGGGGCCUCGGGGGGGGACAGCAGGAGGCGAGCACCCCCCCCGAGGCGCACUGGCCCACGAGCCUCCAGCCCGGAGAGGACCCCCCCCCUGAAGUCCAAAGACCAGGGGGGGGGAGGAGGGGAGGACGGAGGGACGGAGGCGGAGGAGACGGAACAGUGGACCCUCAGUUCUACGUCACCUUGACCAUCUCCUCGCUGCUCCUCCUGACCGCAGUCAUCAUUACAGCCAAACUCUGUUACGACCGCAGCUGUUCCCAGCAUCCACCCCCGCUUUCCCGUGGCGUUGCCCCCCCGCUCUCCCUGGCUCUCCCCCGCUCCUUGGCUCCAGAGGACAGCCGGCAGACGCUGCACUCCUCCUCCACCGACAGGGAGAGGUAA